AUGAAUGUACCAUUUUCAACAGAUAUGAAAAAAUAUUUGGGGCUUCCAAAUAGAGUAGGAAGAAAGAAAAAGAGGGCUUUCCAACAUCUGAAAGAUGGAUUGCGCCAGAAAAUCAACAGCUGGAGUAUCAGGGUUCUUUCUCUUGGAGGUAAAGAAGUUUUUAUCAAAGCCGUUUGGAAAGCUAUUCCUAUUUACAUGAUGGCUUGUUUUCUUUUGCCAAAAUCUCUUUGUUUAGAGUUAGAAAAUAUAAUAAGCUCUUUUUGGUGGCAAAAAGGUCAAGGAAGGAGAGGCAUGCACCGGUGUGACUGGAAGGGUUUAAGUGGGCUUAAGGAGGAUGGUGGAAUGGGAUUUCGUAAUCUUAGCCUUUUUAAUAUUGCUUUGUUAGCAAAACGGGGGUAUAUGGGCUGCAAAGGGAUUACUCAGGAAAGGAUUGGGAUGGAGGAUUGGAGAUGGCCAGCAAGUAUCCAUCCUGGAAGAUGUGUGUGGGUACCUGAACUAGAAGAAGUUAGAAUUCAGAGUCCAAUUUUCAAUGAGGGUUUAAUAAAGGUUGCGGAUUUGAUUGACACUGUUACAAGAAGAUGGAACGCUGAGUUAAUUUAUAAUACCUUCCCGGUGAGAGUUGCUGAGCUUAUUUUGAGUAUUCCUUUGUCAUUAAGUACGCAUGUGGACCAACUUACUUGGAGUGGAGAGCCGACUGGGGAGUGUACUCGGUCCGAAGUGGGUACAAGAUUCUUUUACAAGAAGGCCAGGAUCAAUUACAGACUUGUUACAAACAAUUUUACAAGCGACUUUGGAGCCUAG
Molecule: messenger RNA, 801 nt
Organism: Gossypium arboreum
Lineage: Eukaryota; Viridiplantae; Streptophyta; Magnoliopsida; Malvales; Malvaceae
Exons: 2
Coding region: 1-801 (266 amino acids)
Source: RefSeq, a predicted model, not a curated record